AUGUCCUGUUGGACUUGGACCUCUCAAUACCUUCGUCGCCGGUCAAGGCCGUCCUGUCUUCAGGUCAUCGCGGUCGGGGCUGUCACCAGUCUGAUCUAUCUGUUCUACGUCUUUGUCGUUCCUCACCUCUAUCGCCUGCGACUCCGCACCGAUCUGUCAACAUAUGAUCUGGGCCUGUACGGUUUCGGUCCUUCUAAGAGCUAUGCCUCGUUUGACUAUGAAUCUCCGGUCGUCGAAAUUUCCGAAUGGGGUUCUGGAUGCGACCCGCGGUAUACAUUCCUGGCUCCUCGCGGGGAUUCGGUCGCCAAUCCGGGCCCGAUGAUCCUUGACGCCGAUGGGGAAUUGGUUUGGGCAAAAUGGAAUUGGGGUACAACGCAGGAUUUCAAGGUCCAACACUAUCGCGGCGAGGAUUUCCUCACAUACUGGGAAGGAGGUCAGGUUGCUGGUCGAGGGUAUGGAACAUGGUAUAUGCUCGACAACACCUACACCCAGCGAUAUACGCUGAAUCCCGUCGGUAACUACGGCGGCGACCUUCAUGAGUUUACCAUCAGUCGGGAUGGAACCGCGCUGGUGUCAGUAUACGAUCCCACGCCCGUGGACUUGACCUCCGUUGGAGGUCCUGAACUGGGCUGGAUCUUCGAUGCCGUUUUUCAAGAACUCGACAUUGAAACCGGCGAACUUCUCUUCGAAUGGCGCGCGUCCAAACACGUUCCUAUCAAUAGCACGUACGAACCUUUGGGUGCCGAAGGACGGGAUCGCCCGUCUGCGUUCGACUAUUAUCAUAUCAACAGCGUCGACAAAACAGACGACGGGAAUUUUAUUAUCUCUGGACGGCACACCCACACGGUCACCUGCAUCGACCGAAACACCGGGGCUAUCCUGUGGACUCUUGGCGGAAAGGCCAACGAUUUCACCGAUCUAUCCGACGGCGACGCGACCGGGUUCGCCUGGCAACAUGACGCGCGCUGGCACGCGAACAGCACCGUGACUCUCUUCGAUAAUUCGGCACACUCGGGAACCGAUCCCGUCAGCGAAAGUCGCGGCCUGGUCAUUCAGCUGGACGUCCCCAACCGCAAAGCCACCCUGCUCGGGGCGUACUACCACCCCCAGCAGCUGCUCUCCACCUCGCAAGGCAACGUGCAGCUUCUAGAUGACACUGGCCGAAUCCUCGUCGGCUGGGGACAUAGCGCCUCUUUCACGGAAUAUACUGCCGACGGAGACAUGCUCUGCAACGUGCAUUUCGCCGCGUCGGCGUUUUUCAAUUUUGGACGCGUGGUGUCCUACCGCGACUUCAAGGGGUCCUGGGUAGGCCACCCGCAGACCACACCGGACGCCGAGGUCAUUGGCGACCAUGUCUACGUCAGCUGGAACGGGGCCACCGAGGUCGUCGCUUGGAGGAUGGAAGUCUGGGACUCAGAUGACUACGACGAAGCCAGCUUCGCAGUGGUUGCGCAGUUCGAAAAGACCGGUUUUGAGACGGAGAUUGAGAUUCCCGAUCUCACUCGACCACUGUUUCGCCUCGCAGCCAUCGAUCGCGACGGGAAAAUGCUCGGUGUUACCGAUGUUGUUCAGAUCGAACAGGCCGCGGAGACAGAUGGCCUUCUCAACCUGCACAGUUGGAUUUUGGGGAUCGCCUUCUCCACCGCCGCGAUGGGUUUGCUUGCCGGGCUCUAUCGAUGCUGGGGGUGUUGUCGGCGCAAAUCUCGGUCGAGUCAGUAUCAUUUAGUUCCUUUGAACGAGAUGGCCGAUCGAUCUCCUGUUUAG
Messenger RNA from Aspergillus steynii IBT 23096, 1764 nucleotides. RefSeq names its product arylsulfotransferase family protein. The transcript is spliced from 2 exons. The record is from RefSeq and is a predicted model, not a curated record. Lineage: Eukaryota; Fungi; Ascomycota; Eurotiomycetes; Eurotiales; Aspergillaceae. The coding region runs from base 1 to 1764 and encodes 587 amino acids.